GUAGCGUUGCAUGUUGCAUGGAAACUGAAAUCUUUGUGGUUUGAUGGCUUGACCUCCCUCCUCUUUUCUCACAAUUCCAAUUCAAGCCAUUUGAUCAGCGUACCAAAAAGAAACACUCUAUUCUUUCUUCAGCACCCAAACUUUCUCACUAUCCCAUCAUGGCCCGCUUCUCCUUCUCCAAGAUGAUGGCUGACCCUGCCUCCGUUGACCUCAAGGAUUCCAGUGAUUCCGAUUGCUUUUCUUUUGUUAACGAUGACAGCAAUGAGAUGAGACCAUCCACUCCCACCAGCACCAGACGCCAGAAGAGAGUAUCCCGUGCGUUCAAGACAUCGACACCUUCCCCCACCUCUCGUCGUGCCAGCAGCAUCGAAACCUUGGAUGAUCUGGAGGAGUUUGCCAAGGUUUUGAAGAAGGCCGACCCUGAUGUCAUCGGACGAGCCAUCUUGAAAGAAACCAAGAAGAGCAAGGCAGUACGAGCAUCCACCACGCUCAAGAGGACUGUGACAGGAUAA
This is a messenger RNA of Seminavis robusta, 512 nucleotides long. The record is from the annotation of a GenBank genome assembly. NCBI's taxonomy places the organism in Eukaryota, Bacillariophyta, Bacillariophyceae, Naviculales, Naviculaceae.